Molecule: messenger RNA, 1423 nt
Organism: Sycon ciliatum
Lineage: Eukaryota; Metazoa; Porifera; Calcarea; Leucosolenida; Sycettidae
Exons: 6
Coding region: 106-1284 (392 amino acids)
Source: RefSeq, a predicted model, not a curated record
AUGCAAUGCACACAAAAAUCAGUGCAUGCCUGUUUUUUUGUAGCACGUUCCUUGCUGAUUGGUUAUGGCUUCGUAGUGUGCUGGUGACCUUAUGCCGACCACGCCAUGCAAGGAUUUCGGCGUAUCGCGACUGUUCGCGCUGCUGUCCUUAGGAAUUCUGCCAGAUCGCAGCACAGCGGCGUCGAUGUUGCGGGUCAUGCUCAGGUAGCCCAUGCCACCUAUCCGGCCAAUACCGGCAAUGCCGGCCCUGCACAAGCCGCUGCAGCCGUCAACUCCGCAUCGAUCCCUUCGGCUGGCCCGGUAGCAGGUGUUGGCUCAGCCGAAAAGGAAUCAUCUGGAGGAAACGAGGGAUUUGAGAAUGAUGCCGCUCGCUGGCAGCAGGCAGUGCAGGAGUUGGGUGAAAUCAAGACCAGCGGUCCGCUCGUCGAAUGGUUCCUGCAGUACUUCCCGCGCGCCACUUACCAGCAUUGGUUUGCGUCGGCGGCGCACCACAACGUCCAGUCUCUGGUGCAGGACAUGGCUAUGCAGGUGUGCUGUGAAGGCUGCACUCACAUCUCCACCACUGCCAUGGUCGCCAAACAGCCGGUCGACCUGAACGAGGUGCACGACGUCGUCUCGCUGGUGCGCCUGCUGGCGUUCGACUACCGCUGCAACGUGCCGCCGUUCGUCCGGCACGCCGUGGUGGAGCUGCUGCUGGCGCUGCCCCUGUCGGCACGCUGCGCCGCACUGCACCGCGACCUGUCCGUCCUGGCCUACCUGGUCGAUGAAUUUGCCCGAAGCGGUGCCGUCGGCAACCGGCUGCCCGCUCAGCUUGCGUCGUCAUUGGCGACGGCCAUGCAGCUGGUGGCGCGGGACCUGGGCGCCGAGCGGCAGCGAGCGCAGGAGCUGGACCUGGCCGUGAGAAAGGAAACCGAGCGUGUCACGUCGUUCGGUGCCAACCAAAGCCGAAUGCGCCAGCUUGAGCACUCGCAGUCUGCCGGCCAGUCGCCACACGAGGGGGACCCCAGGGUCAAGCGUAUUCAGUUCCAGCGUCGCGAGAAAAUCAGCAAGUUGCGUCUGUCGCAGCUGCACACGCAGCACCAGCAGCAGAUGCAGCGAGAGCAGCGCUUGGCCGGUGGAGUAGCCGUGACUGUAGGCGUCUUCAAUGCUAUGAAGGCACACGUUGCUGAUCAUGUUGUGCUCGGCGACGCGUUGCAGGAGUUGAUUGCGCACGCACCGGCCCAUCACUACUCGGUGCAUUUCCUGUCAGAGGUCCUGGACAUGUUCCCUGCUGAUCCACGGUAAUGUGAUAUGCACAUUCCGCUGUAUGGAAUCCCCCGCCACUACACAUGCGUAACCGCCCCUACACAUGCAUGACCGCCCCUACACAUGCAUAACCGCCCCUACACAUGCAUGACCGCCCCUACACGUACAUAACCGCCCC